GUGUGUCUCUGGAACGAACUCACAGCAUAAUUUAAAUUGACCAGAACAGUUCCUUGACAGAAGCAGCUGGAAGUUGGGCAAGGAAUUCCUUGGAGUUGGCCACGCAGAGGGAAUCCAUGGCUGUGCCAUUGGCUGUGAGCACUCCCUGACUGCCUCGGGGACAAAACCAACCAUGGACCUGCGGAACGUCCCCUACCGCUCCGACGUGCUCACCUGGGACCCAGAUGACUUAGCAGAAUAUUUCAGGACGCUAAAGUAUAAGGACUGUGAGAAGGUUGUGAGGAAGCACAGCAUAAAUGGACAAAGGUUUUUGAACAUGUCUGAAAAUGAUAUUCAGAAAUUUCCAAAGCUCAGAGUGCCAAUUUUAAGUAAAUUAAGCCAAGAAAUAAAUAAAAAUGAAGGGAGGCUUUCUUUUCUUCCAAAAUGGGCCCAAACACAAAAAUCUUCAGACAACACAGGGUACGCCCAGGAUGACGGCGGCUGGUCCUCGUUUGAUGAUGAUGAUGACUAUGAAAGCCCUGAUGAAGACCAGGAAAAGGAAGAUGAGGCUGACUAUGAAUCACCAACAGAGGAGCCUGAGGAAGCAGAACACGACAGUGAUGGCUACGAGCCACCUCCAUCCAAUAAUGAUGAAGCACAUCACAAUGUCAUAUUUCCUGCCAAGUCACUUCCAAGCAGCACAGAUUAUAUAGACAGACCUUCAACAACCAGAUCACCACAUCAGCCUCCACAUCAGCCUCCAGUACCACCCCAGCGACCUGGCCCAGCCUCUUUUGGGGGAAGAAGUGCUACUAUGCCAGCUUUCCCUCCUCCACCGAGCAACGACUUGAGUAGAGACAGAAACAUGAAGCCUUUGAAACCCCCAGCUCCUUCUAUAGACAGAAGCACAAAACCCUCUCUGGAUCGCCUUGCUCCCCCAUAUGAAAGAGAAAGCCCAGGAUCAGGGAAGAAGCCAGGCAUUCCUGAAAAGCCUCUGGUUUCACAACUAAGAUCCCUGGGAGAACAGUUAGCAAUGAUGCCAAAACCUCCUGUCCCACCAAGUGACAGAUAUGAAAGAGGCAAUCCACCUCCUCUAAGGAAACAAAGCCCUGGGAAGCAGACUUGGCCACCACACAAGAAAAAUGAAGAAGAAGAAGACACUGCCCUCCAAAGACCAGUGCCACAGCUGUCUUUGCCCCCAUACAGCUCCAAUGCAUUCCCACCCAAAUCUGUCAAGCCUCCACCUAAGCCAGGAUUCAACAGCAUUCCUGUUGCAGAAAGUGCUAGAAACCUGUCUUCAGCUGGCUCUCUGAAACCUCCACGUUUCCAUCCAGGCAGCAACAGCAGAUCUCCUUCAAGAGGCCCAGCUGACAUGAGACCUCCAUUGCCCAUUCCUAGCAGACAGACUGUUCACCAGACAAACACGCAGGAAGAUGAGCCCCAGGGCUCUCUGAAGGAGGAGUGGUACGUGGCUUUCCUCAGCCGGCCCGAGGCAGAGGCAGCGCUGCGCAGGAUAAACAAGGAUGGAACAUUCCUGGUGAGAGACAGCUCACGAAAAACUGUUACUCACCCAUAUGUACUGAUGGUGCUGUACAGAGAUAAAGUGUACAACAUCCAGAUCCGCUACCAGGAGCAGGACCACUUAUAUCUGUUAGGAACCAGCUUAAAAGGAAAAGAGGAAUUUUCUUCUGUAGCAGAUAUCAUUGACCACUUCCAAAGAACACCCCUUCUUCUGAUUGAUGGAAAAGACAGAGGCUCAAGAAACCAGUGCAUGUUAAAAUACGCUGCAGGACAUUUUUAAAUGAAACUUUAGAGAAGAUGACAUACGGUACUGAAGCCUACUGAAGUUCAUAAACUUCAAGAUAUUUCCCUUUUCAGCAAACUAAAAUCAUGAAGUCAUUAAAAUUCACAGUUUCAAAGAAAAAGUACUAUGUUAUUUUUAAAUUAUGCCUUAAAUACAGUACUCUAUGAAUAUAUUUUUCCUGCAAAGUGUUUACUACUGUCCAUUAAUCACACAGCACAUGAGAAUUUUUAUCUUCCAAGAUAUGUAUAUUCUCUUGAAAUUAUUUCCCCACCAA
Messenger RNA from Ficedula albicollis (Collared flycatcher), 2057 nucleotides. It is a transcript of the gene LCP2, whose product is annotated as lymphocyte cytosolic protein 2. NCBI's taxonomy places the organism in Eukaryota, Metazoa, Chordata, Aves, Passeriformes, Muscicapidae. Bases 173 to 1780 code for a protein of 535 amino acids. The record is from RefSeq and is a predicted model, not a curated record. The transcript is spliced from 21 exons. Gene Ontology annotation, molecular function: protein binding. Gene Ontology annotation, biological process: intracellular signal transduction; cell surface receptor protein tyrosine kinase signaling pathway.